AUGGGACCUAUUUCAGGAUUGAAGGGUUGGAGCCUUGUUGAGAAGACAGUUAGACCUGAUCGUAAGGAUUGGUUCACUCACCUAGAUGACGCUUUAUGGGCUUAUCAGACAGCUUAUAAGACUCCUAUUGGUAUGUCUCCAUAUCGAUUAGUUUUUGGUAAAGCCUGUCAUCUCCCAGUUGAGUUAGAGCAUCGGGCAUUUUGGGCUAUCAAGACAUUUAAUUUUGACAUGUCCGAAGCUGGCUCCACUCGUUGUCUCCAGUUAUCUGAAUUGGAUGAAUUGUGCAACGAUGCUUAUGACAAUUCGAAACUCUAUAAGGACCGGACUAAAGCUUUUCAUGAUAAACAUAUAGUCCGAAAGUCCUUUGGGCCCAACCAGCGAGUGUUGUUGUUCAACUCCAAGUUGCGCUUAUUCCCUGGAAAGCUUAGAUCUCGAUGGGAUGGCCCUUUUGUGGUAGUUGAUGUUUCCCCCCAUGGUCCUAUGGAGGUUCGUAACCCUCAGACUAGGCAUACCUUUAAGGUCAAUGGCCAACGACUGAAGCCAUAUGUGGAUGGCCUUCCUGAUGGCCAACUUAUUGAGUCAUUGGAGUUGCAUGAUGUGAUCCUUGACUCUCCAUGA
This is a messenger RNA of Telopea speciosissima, 618 nucleotides long. RefSeq lists its product as uncharacterized. Bases 1 to 618 code for a protein of 205 amino acids. Gene Ontology annotation, molecular function: nucleic acid binding. The record is from RefSeq and is a predicted model, not a curated record. Lineage: Eukaryota; Viridiplantae; Streptophyta; Magnoliopsida; Proteales; Proteaceae. The transcript has 2 exons.